AUGGCCACCACUCCACCCCAUAAUGACCUUCACCCUAUCCCUGCUCAGGAACUCAAGACGAUUGUCUAUGAGCGCAAUGUUGUACGAGAAGUACGUAGGAGAGAGCUCACAUUUGUUCCUUUUUGUUUGCUUGAAGCUAAGGGCAUUUCUUGA
Miscanthus lutarioriparius is the source of this 153-nucleotide messenger RNA. Lineage: Eukaryota; Viridiplantae; Streptophyta; Magnoliopsida; Poales; Poaceae. The record is from the annotation of a GenBank genome assembly.